CACAGCUGAUGUCGUUUGAUCUCGGAUGUAAUAAGCGACGUACGAAGAACAGGCCCCUGUCAACAAGAAACUGCUUAUUCCUUCAACAAGACAUUUCAUCUGAUUCAGUCACUAAAGAGUUAAAACGGAAGGACAUUGAGGGGAAACAUAUGUGACUAUAUCAUAACGUUUAUAAAAGAAAGUCAAUUCAAUAGAAGUGCAUAGUAUUAUUCUCACUUAAUUAAAGCUCAAAAGAAGAAGCCGACUUUUAUUUUGGCGCGGUGGCGUGACGUCAUCGGCCUGCGUCUGUAGAAAGAUUUGUGUUUUCAGUGUUAAAUCGAUUUUAACCGAGUUAUCGUGUAGUAGGUACAAACUCUGCACGUACAGUAAUUGUUUUAUUAUUAUGAUGUGUAUGAUUUCUCUCUCUGUCGUGUAGUGACAGCAAACAGUCUGCUUUUGUAACCCUAAUUUGGAGUCAGAAGCUCGUCAGAGUGACUGUUUGAAUCCGCUGCUCGAGAACAACAGACACAAAGAAACAGUUCUUCAUCGAGUAUGUCGUUGAUUAAAGAGGAGAGAGAGGAGGUCAGGAUUGAUGAACAGACUCCAGCAGGCAUGAUGCUGCUGAAAGAGGAACCUGAAGUGCUGAAUCAAAUAGAAGAGAAAGCUCCAAAUAAGAAUCAUUUCAAAACUGAAGGGAACUCUUUUAGGUGCCCACAGACUGAAAAGACUUCCUCAGAAGAAAAACAAACUAAGGGUUAUUUCGCCUGUUUUGAGUGUGGGAUGAAUUUCAUUCACCCUGAAAGCCUAAGAAUCCACAUGGGAAUCCACAAUGGAGAGAAUCCUUACACCUGCCAAUAUUGUGGACAGGGUUUCAGUGAAGAUGAAAGCCUUAGAGCGCAUAUGGGAAUCCACAAUGAAGAGAGGGGUUUCACCUGCCAACAGUGUGGAAAGAGAUUCAGUGAAUAUCAAAGCCUUCUAGUCCACAUGAGAAUCCACAAUGAAGAGGAUCCUUACACCUGCCAACGAUGUGGAAAGAGUUAUGUUCAAACUGCAAGCCUGAAAGUACACAUGAGAACUCACACCGGAGAGAUACAUUUUACCUGCCAAGAGUGUGGAAAGAGUUUCAAUCUAAAACAAACCCUUCUAAAUCACAUGAAAGUUCACAUAGGACCGCAGCCUUUUGCAUGCCAACAAUGUGAAAAGAGCUUCACAACAGAAGUAGACCUGAAGUCACACAUGAACGUUCACAUUGGAGAGAAGCCGUUUGAAUGUGGUCAGUGUGGAAAGAGAUUUCUUCAUAAAAUAACCCUUAAUAACCACUUGAAGAUUCAUUUGGAAGAGAACUGCUUUGUAUGUCAACAAUGCAGAAGACGUUUUGCUCACAAAUCACAUCUUAGAGUCCACAUGAGAGUUCACACUGGAGAAAAGCCUUACUUUUGCAAUCAGUGUGGAAAGAGUUUCAUGUAUAAAAAAACUCUCGAGUCGCACAUGAUAAGUCACACUGGAAAGAGCCGUUUCACCUGCAAAACAUGUGGGAAGGUCUUCACAAACAAGGUGGGCCUCAUGUAUCACAUGAACGUUCACACCGGAGAGAAGCCGUUCAAAUGUGAUCAGUGUGGAAAGAGUUUCAUUUGUAAAGCAAGCCUCAAUAACCACUUGAAGAUUCAUUUGGGAGAGAACUGUUUGGUAUGCCAACAGUGUGGAAGAAGUUUCACUGAAAAACGAAGUCUUAAAAACCACAUGAGACUUCACACUGGAGAGAAGCCUUACCUCUGCACUCAGUGUGGAAAGAGUUUCACAUAUAAAACCGCUCUUGACUCCCACAUGAUCAGUCACACUGGAAAGAGUCGUUUCACCUGCAAAACGUGUGGGAAGGUCUUCACAAACAAGGUGGGCCUCAUGUAUCACAUGAACGUUCACACCGGAGAGAAGCCGUUCAAAUGUGAUCAGUGUGGAAAGAGGUUCGCAGGUAAAGCUGCCCUUCAGAGACACAUGAGGAUUCACUCAAAAGAGAAAAAGUUUUAUAUGUAACUAGUGCCAUAAAAUGAUUGGCCUUAGGAGGCAUAGGAGAAUUCGCUGGAGAGUGAAAACCUCCCAAACGCAACCUGUGUGAAAGGAUUUAGCAAUUUAUUAUACCUUCAAGUAUCACAUGAGGCUUCACACCAGGGAGAAGCCUUGAAGUGUCAUCUGUGUUUGAGCGGAGCUUCUCAUAUCGCCGGUUCCUGAAAUGCUAUUACCAAGGUGCAUUCUGGGAAGAAACCGUAGUGCUCCAAGUGUGGCAAAAUCAUUUGUGCAAUCACUCUGGACAAAGGCCAUUUAAAUGUGAGGAAAGCUUUAAUUUGCCAUCACAUGUACAUAUACAUAUGAAAACUCAUGCUUAUGUGAAGCCAUAUUUGUGUUUACUGUAUGGAAAGAGUGUCAUGGCUUAGCAAUCUGAAAUGGCAAAAGAAAAUACGAGUUUGUGUGAAAUUAAGGCUACAUAUACACUGCACAGAUCGAUGUGGCACAGAUUCGAUUUUUCUGGUCGAAUGUAUAACGUUUUUUGGCCAGGCUGUUAAAGUGACCUUUAAAUGUGCCCGUAUCCGAUGGUCAGUGAUUUGGUGAUGUUCAUUUGUUUUAUUUGCAUCCUUCAUAUCAUUAUAUUUUGUCUUUUUUUUAAAUCAGGAGAAGUGAAAGUACAGCCAAGUAUGGUGACCCAUACUCAGAAUUCGUGCUCUGCAUUUAACCCAUCCAAAGUGCACACACACAGUAAACACUCAAUUUGAGUCAAAUUGAACACUUCUGAAAUGUUUAUAUGACUCCCUCCAUUUUGGAGUUAAAAUAACACUUUUGAAAGUGUGAAAUAUGUUCAUUGCUCCCAGAGUACAUUUUAACACUGAAAGAGUUUAUUUAUAAAUCUAGCAUUGUGUUAAAAUGUACUCUGUGAGUAAUGUGCAUACAGGUUCUGGUCGUAUAAUUAGAAUAUCAUAAAAAUAAAAUAAAUUCACUAAUCCCAUUCAAAAAGUGAAACUUGUAUAUUAUAUUCAU
This is a messenger RNA of Carassius auratus (goldfish), 3006 nucleotides long. RefSeq names its product gastrula zinc finger protein XlCGF57.1-like. Gene Ontology annotation, biological process: regulation of DNA-templated transcription. The transcript has 3 exons. NCBI's taxonomy places the organism in Eukaryota, Metazoa, Chordata, Actinopteri, Cypriniformes, Cyprinidae. Gene Ontology annotation, molecular function: DNA-binding transcription factor activity, RNA polymerase II-specific; RNA polymerase II cis-regulatory region sequence-specific DNA binding. The record is from RefSeq and is a predicted model, not a curated record. The coding region runs from base 532 to 2010 and encodes 492 amino acids.